Molecule: messenger RNA, 795 nt
Organism: Peniophora sp. CBMAI 1063
Lineage: Eukaryota; Fungi; Basidiomycota; Agaricomycetes; Russulales; Peniophoraceae
Source: the annotation of a GenBank genome assembly
AUGGUUGACCCGGCAUCGGCCACGACCGUAGCUUGGUUUACCCUACAGGCUAUACGUAUCUGGGCGGAGGAGCGCUCUGUGGCCCUCCAGGGCAAACGAUCUUCAGUACGGGAGCUCGUCACCUCCCUUGUCACAAUGGAAGCUACCCUGUACGAGCAUCGUCGCGAGCUCACCGAUGACGAUGUCGCCAAAAUUCAGGCGAAAAUCGUCAAGACCCGGAAGAAUUUGGCCAUCUGCGAGUCUAUCUUCACUCGCUCCACGACUGCGGGCCGGCUAGCCGACACCAGCAAGUUAGACAGGACCGAAGUCCUGCACAUCUCGGAGCUCUCGGCCAAAACAGCCGCGGCAUACAAGGAAGCCUUGGCACAGGCCGCCGCUCGCACUGCUUCAAGCCAGGCAGCGUCAUCGCCGGCCGUUACCAUCGUGCAACGUUUUGCCGACGGCGUUCAGAACAUCGUCGAGAUCGGCGUCCUACCCAAAAAUAUGAAUGUAACGGUGGAGGUACCCUCCGGGGACGCAGCCGGGACGCUCACCGUCAAGGUGGCGCGCCGGGGUCCCGACUCGGAGAGCCACGCCAUCGUCACCACGCGCGACGUCGAAGCGGCGAUGUUCGACGAAGCUCCCAUUAAUCUCGGGGGCGCGCAUGCACCCACGCCCAUUGAGACACAGGCAUCGGACACAGACGCCUCACGCGAGCGAGUUCUCGCCGAGGUGUUCGAGCUCGCCGGCGCCGUGGCCGAUGUCGUUGAGCAAGCAUCGGUGGAGGACUCGAACGACUUCUUAGAUGUAAUAUGA